AUGGAAGCAAAAAUUCCAAAGCCGUUUAGGGGUAUGAUUGCAUGGAUUCUUCUGAUCUGCUUUGAGAUAAUAAAUGUGAAUGCUCUGUUGCCGCUCGACACAACAGUAGGUCGGAAUUGCAAUGUAUUCAACCGGGUCAACAACGCUGCUGUGCCUCCAUAUUAUUCUCUUCCCGUCCCAAUGUGCCUCUGCUCGACCCCUCUUGACGAUGAUGAUAUUUCUCAACAUGAAACUAUGGCAUCUUAUGAAGAAGGUCAGCAAGACGAGCCAACAACAACAAACAAGUCAACGGAGAAGAAAACUGGAUACCGUCGCAUCGAAGAUUGGCACGAGGAAACGAUUUCCAAGAACCCCAAGCAUGUCUUGACGCGUCUACAGCAAGAAAAAGCUAUGUGGGACAAGAAGUUUGAAGACCUAGGAGGGGAUGGGAUAUGA
Messenger RNA from Cylindrotheca closterium, 435 nucleotides. The record is from the annotation of a GenBank genome assembly. Lineage: Eukaryota; Bacillariophyta; Bacillariophyceae; Bacillariales; Bacillariaceae.